GGCCGCGCCGUGCGAGGGUCCGGCGGGGCGGGGGGUCCCGCCCGCUUCCCCCCGGCCCUGCGUCCGUCCCUCCGUCCCCGCGGAGCGAUGGUGCCGCGGCGCCGGGAGCCCGGCGGGGGGCGGCGGGGCCGGCCCCGUGAGGCGGCGGGGGAAGCGGACGCGGGGCCGCGGCGGGGCCGGCGGGUGCGGGGCCCGCGCCGCCAUCUCCUCCGCCUCCUGCCGCCGCCGCUGCUGCUGCUGCUGGUGCUGCCCGCCGGCGUCCAGGGCCAGCCCGGCCCCGGCCCGCAUGCCCCGGACUGGCCCCCCAGCGGCCCCGGGCCCAGCCUCAGCAUCUACCUGAGCGAGGAGGAGGUGCGGCAGCUGAUCGGUCUGGAUGCAGAGUUGUCUUACGUGAGGAAUGAUGUGGUUAAUCACUAUGCCUUGUCCUUCAAUCUCCUGAUACCCAGCGAGACCAACAAUCUCCACUUCACCUGGCAUGCCAAAUCCAAGGUUGAGUAUAAACUGGGAUUUCAGGUCCAUGAUCCCAUGGCUAUGGCUCUGCCCCAGGCCAACAUUUCUCUACAAGGAGAAGUUCCUCGCACCCUCUCAGUGUUCCGUGUCGAACUCUCCUGCACCGGCAGACUCGACUCCGACGUCACAAUACUGAUGCAGCUCAACUUAACAAUAAAUUCCUCAAAAAACAUCACAGUUUUAAAUUUCAAACGAAGGAAAAUGUGCUACAAAAAGCUUGAACCAGAAGUCAAAUCUCCAACAGCUGAUAAAAACAGCAGCAAGGCUAUCUUCGAUCCUGUAAACGCAGCUCCCACCACUUCGACCCGCGUGUUCUAUAUCAGUGUGGGUGUGUGCUGUGCUGUGAUAUUCCUGGUGGCAAUAAUCCUGGCUGUCUUGCACCUCCACAGCAUGAAAAGGAUAGAGCUGGAUGACAGCAUCAGUGACAGCAGCAGCUCGCAGGGGCUGUCACAGCCCUCCACGCAGACGACGCAGUACCUGCGGGCUGACACCCCCAACAACGCCACGCCAGUAACCAGCUCCUCAGGUUAUCCCACAUUACGGAUAGAGAAGAAUGAUCUGAAAAGUGUCACUCUCAUGGAGGCCAAAGCUAAAGUGAAGGACAUAGCCAUCUCCAGGGAGAGGAUCACCCUCAAAGAUGUGCUCCAAGAAGGCACGUUUGGGCGCAUUUUCCAUGGAAUUCUAAUAGAAGAAAAAGACCCCAGUAAAGAGAAACAAGUUUUUGUCAAAACUGUUAAAGAUCAAGCCUCGGAGGUGCAGGUGACAAUGAUGCUGACAGAAAGCUGUAAACUCAGAGGGCUUCACCACAGGAAUCUGCUGCCUAUCACUCAUGUCUGUAUAGAGGAGGGAGAGAAACCAAUGGUGCUGCUGCCCUACAUGAACUGGGGGAACCUUAAACUCUUCCUGCGACAGUGCAAGUUGGUGGAGGCCAACAAUCCUCAGGCGAUUUCCCAGCAGGAUCUGGUACAUAUGGCCAUCCAGAUCGCCUGUGGGAUGAGCUACCUGGCCAGGAGGGAGGUCAUCCACAAAGACCUGGCUGCAAGGAACUGUGUCAUCGACGACGCCCUGCAGGUGAAGAUCACGGACAACGCGCUGUCCCGGGACCUGUUCCCCAUGGACUACCACUGCCUGGGGGACAACGAGAACAGACCAGUCCGCUGGAUGGCUCUGGAAAGCCUGGUCAACAAUGAAUUUUCCAGUGCUAGUGAUGUGUGGGCCUUCGGAGUGACGCUGUGGGAGCUGAUGACCCUGGGACAGACCCCCUACGUGGACAUCGACCCCUUUGAGAUGGCAGCUUAUUUAAAGGAUGGCUAUCGAAUAGCUCAGCCCAUCAACUGCCCCGAUGAACUGUUUGCUGUGAUGGCCUGCUGUUGGGCCCUAGAUCCUGAGGAGAGACCCAAGUUUCAGCAGCUGGUGCAAUGUCUCACUGAAUUUCACGCAGCGCUGGGAGCCUACGUCUGAAACAGCAGCAGAAGAUGGAAUUCCCUGCUGGGGAGAAACCAUGGCAUCCAUCUGCAGCGCCUCGCAUCCCUCGGACUCGCACACGUGAUGUGUAUAAAGCAACACUACAGGGAGAAAGCACUUCUUCCAAAACACUGUGCCUUAGAAUGCCUUAGUAGUCUCAAGUUUUUUUUGUAAGGCCUCUUGGUGUUGAAUAUUUUCUAGAUAUCACUUUUGCUAAGUUAAAUCGAGACCUUUUGGUUUGCCAUCAGGAUUUGUAAAGUGUAGAGAUAGAGAACUGAAACAUGAGAUUUGGAUGGACUUUGCACUCUGACAGCAGACACGUGAUUUUUUUCAGAAGGGUUUAUGGAACUGGUAGAAAAGGAGGAGAGGGGAAAUGAAAAAAAAAAAAACACAUUGCAAAAAAUUUUCCCUGCUUUUAACAAAAUGUUGAAACUGAAUCUUUCUGACCAGCUCUAGUGUUUGUACUUGUAUGUAUCUGGAAUAGCUUUUUAGUAUCAACUUCUUCUCUUUUGAGACAACAGCACAUGAUGGUUGGAUCCACACAUCUUACCUUUUUUAACCCAUUCACAAAUGUUCUUUGGAAAAGCUGGUCUUCAGGAUACAACAUCUCCUUUCUAAAGCGAUGAUGUAAAAGUGAUCCCAGUUUACCUCACACACAGAGUGGUGAAAGUGGGGUAAGAAUGGUGCCCCUCCUUUCACUUCAAAGGAUUUUUGAGAUGGUUUUAUGUGCUAACUAAAGGCCUUCAGAGAAGCGCCAGAGCAGCCCCUGUGUGGGAGUCUGUCACCUCAGGCUUCUGCCUCGCAGUUUCUCUUGUUCAAAAAGGUACUGGUUGUUUUUUAUGGGCUUUUAUGGCCUGAAAUGGGCUUAAAUAUAUAAAUAUAUAUUUGUAAAGACACUUGCAGAGUAAAGAAUGUUUUUCUAUUACACCUAACGUGAAAGCUUGGUCCCUCACCUUGCCCUGUGUGUGGAUUGUGCAGGUUGGUGGUGGUUAGGUUGGAGUUGGCAGGAAGAGAAGGUGGAUUACCUGCCUCCCAGUGGAACUGCUCCCUGAGACUUCAGGUAUUACCCUGCUGCCUUCCUUAACCCAGAGAUCCAAUCCACCCCAGAUUAUUUUGAACGUUGCUUAAGAGGACUGAACGUGUUUUUUCAGCAAAAUGUGUGAUAGAUUCAAGCUUUUUCUAUAUGUAACAAAGUUACUUGCAGGAUAGCUCCUGGUUCUCCCGGUGAACCGUAGGCUGCAUCCUCUGCCUGGUGGCACCACGGGGAGGGUUGUGCUUCAGCACAAUGUAGGACGUGAAAAGUUGCCUUUUGUCUCUGACCAUCUGCAGCUGAGCACCCGCUGCCUUGAGUGUUUGUGCAACUGCAGGGGUAGGACAUUGUCCUGACAGGCUCCGGAGCCAUCAGAGCAAGUACAAGCAGCUGGAUUUGGCUGGCUCAUGCAGAUGUGCAGCUUCUUUCCAGAGUUGUGAACCUUGCUGAAGACAAUUAAUCAUCUCAGAGGAUUAAUGAGGCAGAGCCUUGUGUGGUCCAUGUCCCUCAAAACACCAGAGCUUUCUUGCCUGUACUCCAGGGUUUGUUACCUGUGACCAGUGACCUAAGUCUUGCUUUAUCCUGGAAGGAAAUUUUCCUGCUGGCUCAAGUUUGGGCAUGUUGUGAUGGGCUGUGCUUGCCUGACGGAAUUGGAACUGGUUUUGUUUAGUUGAGUUUGGAGUAGCUGAGGCUGGGGACAGCAGCAGGGCCUUGGGUGUGUGGUCUCUCCAUUCUGACCUGGGGAACUGGUACCAGUGGCAGGACUUGACGGUGACGUGGGUGUUGAAGUCAGCAGUGGCAGUUCCUGACAUCCAGGUCGGUGUUCCAACAGGAUCUGCGGAGAUCACAGCUCUAAAAGUGAGAUUGGAGAACAGCCCAGGGUGAAAAUGAUCCACCUCUUCUCUGUGCCCAGGGCAGAGUCACAUGCACACAGGAUGUGCAUUGUGCAAGUUCUGCUCACACCCCAGGGGUGUCACAGGUGACAUCUGACCACGGUGGGCUGGACAUGGCUCAGGGAUGUGCUGCACCUGAACCUGCUCGACUUGGAGCUGUGGGAGCAGGAAAUGCGUCAGCUUUCCCUUCCCUAGGCUGUUUCUCCCUGCCUUCAUCCACAGAGACUGGGAAGUGGUUCUGCACAGAUUAGGGUACAGACAGAACUCUUCAUUUUGGAGAUUUGCUUUCAUUUAAUUAGGGUUCAUCUACAGGAUGAGGCUGCCACCUGCUCCUCCCAGGGCAGUGGUGCAGUCCCCAUCCCUGGAAGUGUUCAGGAAGCAGGUGGAUGUGGCACUUGAUGGUACAGUUUGUUGGGCAUUGUGGGCUCUGGUCAAAGGUUGGACUCGGUGAUCUUGGAGGUCUUGUCCAACCCUAAUGAUUCAAUGCUUCAAUCACAGGCAUUCUGCUGAUAGCAGAGCUACCUUGAGUAGAUUCCUUGCAGGAAUUUGUUGUACCUAAGGCUGCAAGUAGCUUUACUGCAGGGAUUUUGCUGCAUGUGCUGUACCUUAGCUCCAUGGGCUUUUGGGGAAACUCUUGAGGAGCAGGUGACUUGGGUAGAAGGUUGGAAAGACAGACUUCCUGGAAGGAGAAUAUUGUUGGUAACUUCUAGUCUUACAGUAUGUGGAGAAGUCUCAGUGUGACCCUGGGAAGAGCUGGAUGGAGCAUGGCUGGGAGGUGAGGCAAGGAGAUGAAGUGGUUACACAAAAAAAAGAAGUUAGGAAGAUUGUGGCACCCAGGUUUUUUUUUCAUGGGAAGGUAAUGCCAGAAGUCAAAAUGAGGCAAGAAGGAGUAAAAGGCAAGAGGUGUUGAGCAUUAAGUUGGUGGCUUAGGUAGAAAACCAGCUGCAGGAGAGGAUGGGAUGGAUUUCUCUUUGAGGACUGAGGGCAGAGUUCUUGGGUGGACUCAGAUGGAGGCGUGUCCCUCUGGAAGGAAGAGAAGGAUCAAACCAUGGGGAAGGGAGAAGGCUGAGCGCAGACAGGGCUUUCUAAUUGAUGGGUUGAGAGCUGUGGGGUUGUUCAGGGAGAUGAAAGGCACCUGGAAAACAACACUCAGAGGAUGGCUGCUCGGUGGUUUUUCCAUGUGUCUCAAGACACUUUGGAGGAUCAAAACACUUUCCUUGUUCAGCCUCAAGUCCUUUGUUUCCUUUGUUUUGUAGCUGUGUCCAGAUUGGCAGCAAAGGGUGAGACUGAAAUGGCAAAAGAAGGUGGGAAUUAAGAGGUGACCUUGUUUUAUUUAAUUUAUUUUCUUCCCUGGAGUUUGACACUUGCAAUCAGCACCCCAGAGUGUUCAACAACCUUUGUGCUGGGAUCUGAGAAGGCUUCCAGCUCUUCUGUCUGGAAAGACUCAUGUGUUGUGUGCUCUAAACUACAGCGUGGAAUGGUCAGCUGGUGCUUGUCAGAGGUAAGUGGAAAUACUGCCAAAACGGUGGAAUUCCUCUCGGGGCAUGGAGUUUAAACAUUUUUUGUGGUAGCUGAUGGAUAGGAAUCAUUUCAAAGAAAAGGAAGAUUUAAACCAAUAAGGAAAAAAAGUCACCAAUUCAAAUGCCAGUGUUAAAACAUGAAGGGUGUCCAUGCAAUCCCAUUGGGAAGCAGCCCCCUUGGAGUGUUUUGUGCCUCACAUCAGGUAUUUUUUCAGCACAACACAUGUGCAAAUGACCCGUGGAUUUUGAGUUCUUGAGGCUGUGGUAAUUCAGCUUGAGAAAUCCCUGUCAGUUGAACUACUGCUGGUGCCAGUGGAUUAUCACAGGAUGCUGUUUGAUCUCAGCACAGGAAUUUCAGUGAGGAGCCAUUGGAAGAAAUUAAAGAAAUGUGUUUAAAAUAAGCAAAAGAGCUCUGAGAACUGGUGUGAGGGAUCCAGGUAGUUCCACUGGCACCACAGAAUGCCUGAUAAGGAGUCAGCCUGGCAGCUGGAAUCUGUGGAGCUGCUGCUGGGGGAGUGAGGCACUUCAUGCCCUGGCACAUCCAGGUUCUUCCAACCAGAUAAGGACACUCCUGCAGCCAUCCAUGGGCUCCACACAGUGAUGCUCCUGGUAAUUGCUGCUUCCUCAUGGGUGAGGAUGUGGAAAACCUGCCUUUGCUCUGGGAGUGCCUUGCAAAUAUCAGAUGGAAGUGGCAUUGCUGAGAGGGAGUGUUUUGGGGUGGAGGGAAUGUGCUUUAUUCCUAAUGGCUCACCCCAUUCCUGCAGGGAGUGUGCUGUGCCUGUCCUGACCUUAGGCUGGGUCUUGAGUGGAGCAACAUCUAAAUGCGGCUGAGAAGGGACUUGUGUUGCUGUGCAGGAGCUCUGAGCAGGAGGCAAGGUUUGGCUGGAAGAUUUGGGGCGUGUUUUGGGUCAGUUUUGGCCUGAUUUGGCACUGAUUGUUGAACUCAGCAGAGCUUGGCGUGUUCUCACAUGGCUGAGCUUGAUGUCCUGCUGCCAGACGUGGUGGCUUUACAGAAGCUUCCAGUGAAAACACUUCCACUAAGAAAUCCAAGAAUUAGACAAAGUUAAACAAAAUAACAUCCCCAAGUGUAUUUUUGAUUUGUAUGCCAGCUUCUGUGCAUUCCUAGGGUGGGAGAGGCUUGAUCAUCAUCCUGUCUCCUCCUCUCCCUCCUUUCUGCCCCCAGCCCCUUCUGCAGCUCCACACUCUCAGCUUCCACCUGGCUUUCUUAAACAGGAUGUUUAAGAAACAUCCCAUAGCAGGGAGACCUGGUGAGCUGGGUUAUGUCUGGGAGGAACCCUCCAGGAUCCAAGAACCCUUGCCUUGCCUUGCAUCCAUCGUGGAGCCAAAACACAGAGCAAGCAACCAGAAACCCUGGCACUGGCUGGGCUGCAAGGAGUCCCCCAGCCCAAGGAAUUUGGCUCACGGGAUCAGACUGGAACCAGCUGGUAGAAGGAACUGUGUGGUUCUGCUCACAUCACCCUGGAGAUGACAAGAUGUCUGGGACCUGUCCUGAUGUGGGAGAUGCAGAGCAGAGGCUGGCAACUCGAGGCUUGCUCUUGGAGCUGUCCAACACCUUCAAACAAGGCAUUUUCAGUGUUGGAAUGGGUUUGAAAUCCCAGACCUGUGCAGAUCCCAGGCCCUGGAAAAGCCAGUUGUUAUAAGAGUGGAAGUUAGGGGAGGUGGCUCCAAUGUAUUUGUGAUGCUUCAGUCUCUGGAACAGACUUGGAGAAGGCUGGAAGCUGAAGCUGUGAGUGCUGUGUGCAUUUCUGCUGCAAAACUUGGAUGAAAUCCAAUUGGAAUCUCCUCUGAAUGUGCCUGAGAUGUGAUAGCCUGUGUAGGCUGCAAAUCAAUGCUGCAGCCGACACAUAAAAGCUGUUUUCCAGCUUACCUGGUCCUGAGACUGCUCAGCUCAGGCCCUCUGUGUCCCACCUCAUUCCAGGCAGCCUUGGGUCAACACUUGCUGUGAGCACAUCUUGGUUCUUGAAGCCCCUUGCCCACAGAGCAUCCAAUCUUUCCUUUCCAAAUGGAGUUGUAAACAGAGCUGCCCUCCAAGCCUUGUCUCUGAGCUAGGAGAAACCCUGGGGUGGAUACACCUCUGAGUAAACCUCCCCUCUGGGGUCAGGGUGAGGAGGUUGGGGCUUCAGCCUGGAGAAAAGAAGGUUGUGUGGAGAUCUUUGAACAGCCUUCCAGGAUCUGAGGGGACUACAGGGAAGCUGGAGUGACAGGAUAAGAGGGAAUUGAUUCAAGCUGAGAGUAGGUUUAGAUGGAAUAUUGGGAAGGAAUUCCUCCCUGUGAGGGCGGUGAGGCCCUGGCACAGGGUGCCCAGAGAAGCUGUGGCUGCCCCAUCCCUGGAAGUGUUCCAGGCCAGGUUGGACAGGGCUUGGAGCAGCCUGAGCUAGUGGAAUGUGUCCCUGCCCAUGGCAGAAGCUGGAAUGGGAUGAGCUUUAAGGUCCCAUCCAACUCUUGACAUUGUGUGAUGCCAUGCAAGAGAAGUGCCAUGCUGGGGGUGAUUCAUGCUCUACAAGGAAAAGUAAAUGCGUUGUCUGUCUGUGGUGAUGCAAAUGGGACAGAGGGGAACAGGUCUCUAGGAAAUGCUGAAGGACAGUGAAAAUAGUGUUUGAUGAAAAAGGCUGGAAGGAAUAGGGAAGUGGAGCUACUAAACUUGUCUUUGCAGUCAUGUUGAAGUCUUAGGAGGUGAGGAGACAGGAAGCUUCUCUGGAAAGAGGAUAUUGAUUCCAUGGGCAUGAUGAAAGGAUGAGCCAAGCAGGGAGAUGGUCAAAUACCUGGGAAGAACAGCUGUGUUAGCCUGACAGGAGGCUUCAGGCUCUGUGUUGGGUAAAUGUCAUGUUUGGAGCACCUCUUUUUAUGUAUAAACAGUGUUUCAUGGAGCAACUGGACAGAACACCCCUCAGGAAGAACCCAGGUUUUGUUCUGGCUGAUGCACAGGACCAGGUGUGGAGUUAGUGGAAAGCUGUUCGGUAUCAGUGACCAAACUGGGGUUGGAUCUGCAGUCCUGCUGGGCAGGGAAAGAAAAAGGGGGUGAAAAACAGGAGGAAAAAAACCAAUGAAAAACAACACACAAAAAAUCCCACAAGUAAAUUUGUAUUUAAUCUUGAAAGAAAUGGUGGCUGAGGCUGCCUUGCUGAAGGAUUUUUAGGAGCAUCAGGAAAUGGUGGGGAAGCAAGGCCAGGGCAGGUUUAGAUUGGAUAUUAGGGGAAAUUCCUUUGCAAAAAUUGUGGUGAGACAUUGAAACAGGCUACCCAGGGUAGUAGUGGAACUCCUGUCCUUGGAGGGAUUUAAAAGCUGUGCGGAUGUGGCACUUGGGGACAGUGCUGUUAGAGGUGGCCUUGGCAGUGUUUGCGUGGGGUUGGACUCGAUCCUGGAGGGCUUUUCCACCCUGUUAGUUGUCAGUUAACUGGAAAUACCACUGGGGAAAUUACACAUGGGAAGAGGGAGUUGCUGGCAGCUUCUCUGGGAUUCAUGGGAGUGGGAAACCUGUCUGUCUCUCCAAGGGGCCCAUCCAUAGGGUGCCAUUAUAGAUUAACUACCAAAUUUUACUUCUGAAGCAAAGGAGCGGUUUACUGCGGGCUGAGGACACCAUUGGCCUUGAGCUCUUACAAAACCACGAAGGGAUGGUGAAAACCCACUGAAAAGUUUGCUGGUUUGAGCCUUUCUCCAGCAGGAUGGUGCUGGCAGCUGAGUUGUGGGCUCAGCUGGUCUACAAAUGCCCUUUGUAGCCUGGCUGAUGCCAGCAACUCGUGUGGGAAUCAGGGCUAUCUCCAUAAAAUAGAUGUUUUCAGUGCCAGCAUCCAGCAGAAAUCCCAGUUGUUGCUCUUGGAAGACAAGUGAAGCUUCAGGUGAUGUCAUGUCAGUCCUUCCAUCUCCAACGUCAUGUUACUUCAGGAUAUCUUGGUCCUACCUGCAGAGGCCAUUCCUAGCUUUGUUUUGGCACUGUUGGGAUAUAACAAAGAGCGUGGAUUCUGGGAAGAGCUGUGAGUUCCAGCUCUGCUCAGCUUUUGGGAAAACAGGAUCGCACGUCAGAGCCGGGUUUGGGUGUCUGCAGGGAGUUGUUGUGCCCUGGGGGAUCCGGGCUGGAUCCUCGGUGCCGGUGCCUUGGGAUGGUGUUGGCUCUUCCCCAAUCCCACCGUGGUGCCAGCGCUGCGGAACGUCAGAGUCUUGGAUUUUGGAAUGCGUCCUCCAAAGGCUCUCAGCCAGAAAGCUCUACCUGGGAGCAACAGGAAUGCUGCUUCCAAAAAACAGGAGGUCUUCUUGGGACAGAACCAACCACCCUUGCAUUGCUGCUGCUGGUCUGAAGAUGUGUUCUCAUCCAGGCUGGGGCCACCUCUGGAGAGGAGUAAAAGCCUGAUGAAAAGUAGCUGGGGGGGCUCAACCUGGAGAAAAGAAGGUUCAGGGAGGACCUUCUCACUCUGUCCAACCCCCUGACAGGAGGGUGGGGCUGGGGCAGUUUGGUCUCUCCUCCCAGGGAACGAGUGGAAAUGGCCUCAGGUUGCACUGAGGAACGUUUAGGUUGGAUAUUAGGAAAACAUUUCUUCACAGAAAAGGCCAGGACACCAUAAAUACACAAACAGUUCCUGGUGUGGGUAAACUCUAUUACCUGUUUAUCUAUUGCUGCCAUGAAAUUUUUCUUCUUUUCCCCUCUCUGAUCCAUUCCACACAUCAUCUCACACUCAGUUCCUUGCUGAGGAGUGAGUAAUAUUGUCAUGGAGCAUUGGAAUUCCAUAAGUCUUUAGGGAUAAAUUAAAAUUAUUGCAACUCCUGACCCAGGUGUUAGGUUUGUCCUUUACCCUUGCGUAACACUGGUGUAAUGAGGAGCGCCCCACACUGUGGACAAUUAUCCACACUGGAAAGCUUCAGCAUGACUCCCAAACAAGGAAAAAAAAAGACUUUAAUAAUGAAAAGCUUAAUGCCCUAAGUUGUACACACAGGGUUUUGCUGCAAGAAGGGACUUGUGGAUAUUGUCUCCGAGUCUACAGAAACACAUAAUUCUCUUAAAGCUCCUUUGUUCCUUUGGGUAGCCCGAGCCAUGCUGGGUGUGUGUCUCUAAUCUUGAAAUCUAUGAGCUUUAAGGAAAAAAUUAAGUUAAUUAAAACAGUUUUUACAUGUA
Molecule: messenger RNA, 10542 nt
Organism: Motacilla alba alba
Lineage: Eukaryota; Metazoa; Chordata; Aves; Passeriformes; Motacillidae
Gene: RYK
Product: receptor like tyrosine kinase
Exons: 15
Coding region: 88-1971 (627 amino acids)
Biological process (GO): axonogenesis; cell surface receptor protein tyrosine kinase signaling pathway; multicellular organism development
Cellular component (GO): signaling receptor complex
Molecular function (GO): ATP binding; protein kinase activity
Source: RefSeq, a predicted model, not a curated record